Manihot esculenta (cassava) is the source of this 2227-nucleotide messenger RNA. Its product is annotated as L-type lectin-domain containing receptor kinase IX.1. Gene Ontology annotation, biological process: protein phosphorylation. Gene Ontology annotation, molecular function: protein kinase activity; carbohydrate binding; ATP binding. NCBI's taxonomy places the organism in Eukaryota, Viridiplantae, Streptophyta, Magnoliopsida, Malpighiales, Euphorbiaceae. Gene Ontology annotation, cellular component: plasma membrane. The record is from RefSeq and is a predicted model, not a curated record. The coding region runs from base 33 to 2150 and encodes 705 amino acids. The transcript has a single exon.
UAGCAAGAAAAUGAAACAUAUUCUUGAAAUUCAUGCUUGCCAUGGCUUUUUUAUUUUUUCCUUUUCCUCCCAAGGUUUUCAAACCCAAAGUUUAUCUCCCAACAAUGGUAGCUUCCCUUCAAGUUCUCAUGGCUGCAAUUUUUCUCUCUCAAAUGAACUUACUAGCAACUGGAUUAUCUUUCGACUUCACUGGUUUCAAUGUUGGUGACCUUAACAUUUCUUACGAGGAAGCCUACCCUGCGGACCAAGCCAUUCAGCUUACAAAUAACAUGAGAGGUGUCAAUCCUCAAGCAAAAUUUGGCCGAGCCACAUACUUCAAAUCUAUGCAACUUUGGGACAGAUCUUCAGGUAAUCUCACAGAUUUCAAUACCCAUUUCUCUUUUGUCAUUGAUUCUCAGGGCAACAGCAUAUAUGGAGAUGGAUUGGCCUUCUUUCUAGCACCUGAAGGUUCAAAGCUUCCUCCCAAGCAGACACAAGGCUGUAGUUUAGGUCUUACAUUUGAUGGACAAGAAUUAAACACUUCUUCAAAUAGAUUUGUUGCAGUGGAAUUUGAUAUUUUCAGUAACGAUUUUGAUCCUCCGGGCGAACAUGUCGGUAUCAACAUCAAUUCUCUGGAAUCUGUAAACAAUAUUACUUGGUUUUGUAGCAUAAUGACAGGGAAGAUGAAUGAUGCUUGGAUUAGUUAUAAUUCUAGUACACAUAAUCUAAGUGUUGCCUUCACUGGAAAUGACACUCUGAAGAUGCAAUACCUUAGUGAAAUCGUUGAUCUGAGGGAUUAUCUCCCAGAACGGGUUACUUUUGGCUUCUCAGCAGCAACAGGAGAGCUUUAUGCUAUUCAUAGAGUUUAUUCGUGGCAUUUUAGUUCAACGUUGGAAAUUCAUGAGAAGAAACCUAUUCUAACACCUCCAUCAGAAGCUCCUUCACCUAUUUCGGAUUCAAAUCCGACAGAAAAUGGAAAAAAGAGAAGAUUACCAGUGCUUCCAAUGUUGUUGGGUGUUUCAGGUGCUUUAGUUGUCGUGGGUGGCUUGAUUUGGCUGUUUCUUGUUUACUGGAAGAAGGAUGAAGAAGUUGGCCAUGUCGUGGAUGAGUACAUGGAAGAUGAAUUUGAAAAGGGAACAGGGCCAAGGAAAUUUUCAUACCGAGAAUUGGCUCGAGCUACAAAUAAUUUCAAGGAUGAAAAGAAGUUAGGAGAGGGAGGAUUUGGUGGGGUUUAUAAAGGAUUUUUAAAGGAUACAAAUUCAGACGUUGCAGUGAAGAGAGUAUCAAGGUGGUCUAAACAAGGAGUCAAAGAAUAUGCAGCAGAAGUAAAGAUCAUCAGUCGACUAAGACACAGGAACCUAGUGCAACUCAUUGGCUGGUGUCACGAAAGAAACGAUCUCUUACUUGUUUACGAGUUCAUGCACAAUGGAAGCUUGGAUUCCCAUCUUUUCAGAGAAAUAAGCUUGUUAACCUGGGAGGUGAGGUUCAGAAUUGCUCAAGGCAUAGCUUCAGGAUUGCUGUACUUGCAUGAAGAAUGGGAACAAUGUGUUGUGCAUAGAGAUAUAAAAUCCAGCAACGUUAUGUUGGAUUCAAACUUCAACGCUAAGCUCGGAGAUUUCGGAUUGGCAAGGAUGAUGGAACAUGGAAAAGGUUUGCAGACAACAGUAUUGGCAGGGACAAUGGGCUACAUGGCUCCAGAAUGUCUGACGACAGGCAAGGCCAGCAGAGAAUCUGAUGUGUACAGUUUUGGGGUGGUGGCUUUGGAGAUUGCUUGUGGAAGAAAACCAAUAAACACCAAGGCUAAUGAAGAAGAAGUGCAUAUGGUUUCAUGGGUUUGGGAUCUCUAUGGCCGAGGGAAGCUGCUUGAAGCUGCUGAUCCAAGAUUAUGUGGUGAUUUUGAUGUGCAGCAAAUGGAAAGGUUGAUGAUUGUUGGGCUCUGGUGUUCUCACCCAGAUGAAAAUUUGAGACCUUCAAUUAGGCAAUCGAUUCAUGUGCUUAAUUUCGAAACUCCAUUGCCUGAUCUUCCAUUGAAGAUGCCGGUGCCGAUGUACCUGAAUACAGUGGUGAAGCCGUUCUCUUUUUCCUUGUCCUGUGGUCCUACUCUUAGUAAAGGUAUUCGAAAUCAGUCUUCAACUAAUAGUUAUAAUGCUAAUUCCUACUCUUUCCGUUGAAUUAAUGACAUUAAUUAAUUUUUGUAAGUUUUUGUUGAGUGUUUCUACUCAAGUUUGGAAUGUUAAAGUUUCUCUUC